ACAUCACCUCUAUUCAUUGAGGUAAAUUGGGUUCAAUUAUUUCAGUAACAAUUCAUUAGUCAAAUGACCAACAUGGGUUCUGAUAUAAAACAAAUGUAUGUGGAUCUUAAUGAACUUUUGGAAGAUAUUUGUCAAUUUUUGUCUGAAGAUAAAUUAAAAAAAUUGUCACCAAAAGAUCAGAACCUUGCAGAAUCGCUCAUCAAUAGAUCGAAAAUACAACUACAAGAGAUAGCUAAGAUUCAAUCAAAUGAAGAGUACAUGGUCAUGGACAAGAAAGUAAUCAAAAUGGACGAAGACAAGAUUACUAACUCUGUAGAUGACGAUUUCAACAGAAACAAUGCAGCAGUAAUGGUUAUGGAAGAAAUGAAAUAUGCAUAUGUUGAUCUGCCAGCUAAAGAAGCUUCGAAAGAAAUCAAAUACGGAUUCAUUUUCAUGAAGAGAAAAUUUCUAUUGGGAUUUGAGAAAAUGAAGCGAGUAUAUGCUAGUAUGCACAACGGAUGGCUCUUAAUAUAUUUCACUGAGAGGGAUACAAAACCAAUAUGUAAUUUCAAUUUGAGAAAUUAUGAAGCAAAAGAAUGCGAUGGCGAUAAAACGGACUUCCAGUUAAUAAGCACAAUGCAAGGGAAAGAAACACAUCACUUCCUUGCACAGACUCCUAAAGAUGUGAGGCAGUGGGUGACGCAAAUAAAUAAAUGUCAUGAUCACGCCAUAAUGAAAUUCAAAAUGAAGGCGUUUGAGAAACAGUAUUUGGCUUCAGAAUAUAACAUACAAUAUGAUGGAGUUAGCGACGACGAGGCAGACAGCAUAUACGAAGAACUGAAAACGGAUCCAAAAUCUGAAAAGUCUAAUAAAACCCUAAUAGUUAGUACUGAUAUAUUCGCAAUGAAACCCCCUUUGCCUGGAAGAUCAUCUACGAAUGACAAAUCAAAUAAGAAAACUAUAAAGGUUAUUCAUUCUCAACCUGUGGUAAAAACCUUACCGGUUCAUGACUCUUCUGACGAAGAUCUGGGCUCAUAUCAUGAAAUUGAAAUGGAAAAGGAUGUAAAAGAUCAGUAUUUGAGUAAUACGACGAGAGGUUUCGGAGAUUCCGAAGCCGAUUCCUUUUCUGACGACAAUGAAGAUUCCAUUUACGAGCAAUUUUCAACUAUUCAGGAAAAAGUUCGCGGCUUAGCAGUACGCUCCGUAAAUGAAAUAUCAUCAGAACCUAAUAAUGGACAAUUAUCAUUUGGGAUUUUCCCUGUACUCAGUAGCGGACCAAACAAUACGAAGAUCUCUACCUCAGAUUUAAACCCACGGUCACAAACAUCAUCACCAACAUCGAGCAGUCACGCUUUAAGAGAAAGACCUAUCGAUGGGUCGAACCGCAUUAUUACAGAGGUGGACAUAAUUUUCGAGGGAUCGCCGAAAAGUAUGGUAAAUUCACUUUCUGAGGAUAGUCAAGGAUAUACUCAUCAUCAAUGCACUGUCCAAAAAACGGAGGGUCAUGCGAAAGGUAUAGGUAAUGAAGGAAUACCGGCAUUACUUACCAAACCGAAAUUGAAAAACAAACCGUCGAUUAGCCUGAAGCCAUCAAUUUUACCAACAUCUGUUACAGCUAGGAAGCAUUGAUCCAUCCACCUUAUUAUUAUUAUUAUCGAACGAUUAUAUAAAAAUUCAUCAUUGAAUUUCAAUCCAUCGUUUAUUACUGAGGCUACUGAUAUUCAAGAUAAGAAUGUUCGUCAUACACAUAAUUAUAAUGCAGCCACAUACUCAGAAAAAUAAGAACCAUUUACUGAAUCUACAUCACUAUAUAUAGAUAUACAUCAGGGUGGGGCCAUUAAUGAAAACUUAUUCCACCCCUGAAAUUUAGUUCUUCCUCGAAUCGAUGUUCGAGCGUUUUCUUCAAAUUUCCAUUUCAAAUCAAAAAAAUUGAGAUGGAAAGUUUUCAUUGUUUCCUAUUUUAUCAAUGUCUAAAAUGACAAACUGUGAAAGGCUAAAUACACAACUAUUUCGGCAACAGUGCCAUCAUUCAGGAGAGUUUUCUAAAUAUGAAAAUAAGGAUAACUAUAAAUUUUGCAGUUUACCAUUAACAUUAAAAUAUUAUG
This is a messenger RNA of Phaedon cochleariae (mustard beetle), 2084 nucleotides long. Lineage: Eukaryota; Metazoa; Arthropoda; Insecta; Coleoptera; Chrysomelidae. The record is from the annotation of a GenBank genome assembly.